AUGAGUGGAACAAAUAGCUUGACAGGAAAUUUAAAAAGACAUCUUGAUAAAAAUCAUCCAAAUAAAGUAUUUACUAAUGAGAUUUUUCGUGAGAAAUUAUCAAUAUGGAUUGCGGUUAAUGAUAAACCAUUUACAGUAGUAGAUUGUGCUAAAAUUUCAGGAAUUAAUAAAAACUUAAAUAAUUCUAUUAAUAUUGAAUCUAUUGAAAAUGAUUAUUUUUCAAGUUUGUUUGGAUUUGAUAAUAAUGAUUAUCAUAAUGAAGAUGAAUUAGAAGAUUAUCUUCAAAAGCCAAUAGUUUUACCAAAAACAGAUCCUUUAAAAUAG
Molecule: messenger RNA, 324 nt
Organism: Funneliformis geosporum
Lineage: Eukaryota; Fungi; Glomeromycota; Glomeromycetes; Glomerales; Glomeraceae
Source: the annotation of a GenBank genome assembly